UUGAGGAUUGGAUCCCCUCUCAUUACUUAUCAUCCUCUUCUGUGCUGUGCUGACAGAAUUGAAUGCAGAACUAUAUGCAAAUUUUAAUUUUCAAGAUAUACACAUACCUUACACAUACGGACAUAAAACCUUAUUUUCUGAUUCACAGAAGUGAAAUUUGUGCCUUUUAAUAAAAGAAAAAGCUUAUCUACUCCAUCCAUCCAUAUCAUCUCCAAACUUAUACCCAAUGCUAUCAUCUAGAUUUUGCAUUUUCUCCCUGAAAAAUCCUUAAAUAAGUCCAUACUUUUUCACAUCAAGAGCCUAAGAUGGACAGGUUAAAUUUCUUGCUGUUCUUCUUCACUCUAAUUCUCCCCAUUUUUGACUAUUAUUCUUCAUCUACACUCGCAUUAGUUACACCAGACGAUGAAAAUGGAAACAAUAUUGGCAAGAAUACUAGAUUAACAAAUCCUCCACCUCCAUCUCAACCUCCGCCGCCCUUGCCGCCAUCUUCCGAAUCAAGAGCUCCGCCGUUCAGUCCUGGAGUGGCCGCAAUUGUUGGAGUUCUCACAACCAUUUUCUCCAUCAUUUUUCUGUUGCUUCUAUACGUGAAGCACUGUAAAAGGCGUAUGCAUGUCAAUAACUCCAGAGGGUACCCUCAAUCAGCAAUGGCAGCAAGGAAAAAUUCAGGAAUCGACCAGAAAGUGAUUGCAUCAUUACCUAUAUUCCGGUUUGAAUCCUUGAGGGGCCAGAAGGAUGGUCUGGAAUGUGCAGUUUGCCUCAAUAGAUUCGAACACGCUGAAUUUCUCAGAUUAUUGCCAAAAUGUAAGCAUGCUUUCCAUGUGGAAUGUGUGGAUACUUGGCUUGAUGCUCAUUCUACUUGCCCACUCUGUCGUUACCAGGUCGACCCUGAAGACAUUCUUCUCGUUGAUUAUGAGAAUAAAUCUCUGUAUAAUCACGAUCAGUCUAACGAAAAAUCAAGCUGUGCCCUACUGUCUCCUACCCAGAAGGGGAAGAAAUUUGUUAAUCCGAAAGAUUCAGGUCGGCAUUCAUCGGCCGGCGAAAGAGGAAAGUCAUUAGAAAUUGUACUCGAAAAUCCCGGCAAGGAUUCCGGCAGAAGAUCACUGGAUAGCUGGAAAACUGGAAGUAAAAACGGGUUCAGAAAAGACGGCGCGGCAGAGAAGUCCAGGCAGGAAUUGGGCAGCAAAUCAGUUGAUAGUUCAAAAUCCAGGAGGACAUUAGGUAAUGAAUCCCGAAAAGACAGGCAGCUGUUGGAACAGCAGAAGCAGGUUGAAAAGCAUCGACUGGACCACAGGAUCAUAAUUUCCAGGGAGACACCGGAAAUCAGCAGCAAUCACCACCAUGAUCACCGCUGGAGCGACGUGCUGCCAACAGAUUUACUCUACUUACGAUCAGAAAUGAUUCUGGGUGAAAGCCUCUGGUUUUCAGGGCAGUGGCGGAGCGUCGGAGAUGAAAACGACAGGGCAAAGGGGAGUGGAGGAGUAAUGAAAGCAAGAAGCGUGUCUGAAAUCACAGGAAUGAGUAGGUACAGAAGUAAUGGGAGGCAGGAGGAGGGACAGAGACAUGAGGGGGUUGUAAAGAGGUGGUUGGCUUGGAUUUCUCAAUCACAACAGCAGAAAAUGACAACUGCACAGGCAGCAAGGCCUUCUUUUUCUUCUUCUUCUUCUACCUCCAUUGUUGUUUAGCUUAGAUUAGCUGUAUUAUUCAGUAUCAAUAGCCUUUUUUCGAAUAUAUACAUUGUAUAAAAAUCCAUCGCAGAAGAUGAUCUAUUGGUACUUGGGAAUUGGCACUUUUCAAGUUUUCAAAAAUAUACUUAUCCAAAUGCACAGAUAUACAGGUUUCAAGAUUCCAAUAUGCAAUAUUAUAAUGUAGGAACCAAUUAUUUAACCGAACUAUACAUAAUAAUAUUUGAGAUUUUAACAUUUUUUCUAGACUGCUCAACUUAGACCAUCAAUUGCAAUCCGAUUCUUCAUGCCCAACAUGCCGCAAGGGUGACAUCUUACCAAAAAGUCCAAGCUAUUAAAGAGACGACACAUUUAUUCAUUUAAAAUUUGUCUCCAACAAAGGGAAUACAUGCACAUAUUUCAACAUACUAAUAUACUCUAAUGAGUAUACAAAAGAUAAGCAAAAACCCAGGCUAAGGAUAUAGUUAGUUUGGAAUAUUUAUAUUGAAACUAGACGGAUCUCAUUAAUAAAGCUCGUUUAGGCAUAAGUAGGGUCGAGGGAAAGCGAAGACAACUUCACCCUGCUAAAAGGCAGUGAACUUUAGUGCAGCACUAAGCACUAAGAUGCAUAAAAAUGGCAGAAACUUUGGAUAACAAAGCACAUAGAUAUAAAUAAUAUAAAUUGGAAAAGGACAAAAACCCCCCCUGCAAGUUGCGAACUUGCAUUUGGUAGUGCCUGGACUUUUAUCUGACCUUCACCAGAUCACAAUAGCAUGCCAAUCAGAGAUGAAACAGCAAUUCUUAUCAUCUCUGUACACUUUGCAAGCACAUUUACUGCUUCAAUGUCAACAAUCAACUAAACUUAUACCAGAUGAGUUUAAAGUAAGGUAUUUAAUACAUUUAUCAAAUAUUACGUUAAUUUUAUUCUACGUCUCCCUCGUCUAAUUUCUUCUUCAUGUAACUUAGAAUUCAUAACAUUUACGAAGCCAUUUUCUCCAGUCCACCCUAAACUUAUGCAUUAAGUUCAAGUUCUUGUUAAUUAGUGAACUAAAUAUCCGAAACAAUCAUUCAAAUAUAUAAACAUACAACUUUAUUUUCCUUUUCCUCCAAUGUCCACACAAAUAUCAGUAUCAUAUCAGUAUACUCGUAACUCUCACAUUUCCAAUAA
Messenger RNA from Olea europaea var. sylvestris, 2829 nucleotides. RefSeq names its product RING-H2 finger protein ATL43-like. The record is from RefSeq and is a predicted model, not a curated record. The coding region runs from base 306 to 1682 and encodes 458 amino acids. Lineage: Eukaryota; Viridiplantae; Streptophyta; Magnoliopsida; Lamiales; Oleaceae. The transcript has a single exon.